AUGUCAGCCAAAUCGUCUGAAUCAACUUGGUCUGUAUUUAUCGACUUGUUUUUAUCAGGAAAUCUUAAUGAUACAGAUGUCAACGAUUAUAGUUUGGAGUAUCUUGGUAUCAUUACACUUGGUGACAAAGUUGGAAACAAACAGACUAGAGCCAGCUAUCCUAAAGAUUUAGUAGCAACAACUAACAAACAUUUAAGUAUGGCCAAGCAAGAUGUCUUUUUGAAAUUUGAUUCAAAAUACAAUACUUUUUUCUCUGCUCUAGAAGUAUCGGUGGAUAACUGCCACACAGUGUUGUUAAGAAAUUCUUUAGCUGUCAAGAAUACCAAUGAUCCAAGUCUAAGCUUUUGCUAUGAAUACUUUAUGAUCUUUGUUUUACAUGUCUUUACCAAGUGUGGAUUAAAAAGAAUUUCAAAAUCAGAAUCAGCAUACAAUUUCAGAGUCAUAUUUAGGUUUAUGGAUGUUGUUGUGGAUGCUCUUCCUCAAUGCGAGUUUAUGCCUGGUGAAGUAAGAUUACAAGCGAUUAAAGAUGAGUUAGAACGACAAGAUCUUUCUACAGCAAGCUAUUACAAUGCAGACGGCAUUAUCUAUGAUUUGAUUUCUGGUGUAGAGUUGAUGCUUUUAGAAACUUCAGGACCUUUUGGCAACAAUGAUAUCAAGAGAGAAACUAAAGAUUAUGUCAAAGCCGCCUAUGGUCUCCUUGCAAUGUUACAUAAAAUAGCACACAAAUACGUUUAUGCUGACAUUGAUAUCUUCAAGCAACUAAAAGUAUGUUUUGUUCAUGCUGCCAAUAACAAAAUACGACUUUGGGCGUUUUGUUUAGUGUCAAAGCAAUUGUAUAUCUUGAACCGAAUUGACAGUAGUGUACUUCCUACUGAUUCAUCAAAUGCUGAAAAUGAUUUGAAGGGUAUGACAAAUCUAUUUUGGAAACUCAAACAAACAAUUGAAGAAGCAACAGAGACACUCAAGAAAAUCAAAGAAUCUCAUGAGAAAAACAAAAUCUUUGCAGAAGAAAACCCUGACUCGCAAAUUGAGCAAUUGAUCUCAUAUCUUGUUGAGGUUGCAGAAGUCAAAUUAUCAUCACAAAUAUCAUAUGCAGAAGAUAUAUAUAUUAACAGUUCACCCAUUAUACCCGACUCGCUUGAUUUUGAUUGA
Molecule: messenger RNA, 1152 nt
Organism: Gilbertella persicaria
Lineage: Eukaryota; Fungi; Mucoromycota; Mucoromycetes; Mucorales; Choanephoraceae
Exons: 6
Coding region: 1-1152 (383 amino acids)
Source: RefSeq, a predicted model, not a curated record